GGAAGGAAAAGCUCGACAGCGGAAUUAUAGAGAUAGGAAAAGGAGAGAGAGGUGCAUCCAAAGCUUGGUUUCCGUUUGAGUAUUCCCCGUAUGCAGGGAGGGUGCGUCACGGAAGAAGAUCACAAACACACACACGCAGAAGGGGAACAAAGAUCCUAGUCUCGUUCUAUCUAUGCGGUGAAAAGAAUAACAAUCCGUUCUAGAGCUCUCUCCUCUAUGGUUCCCCCCUCGCGCGCUCCUUCUCUAGCAGGUCGGAAAUAUAGGUACUGUACAGUUCACUGGAGGGACGUCACAAGCGCCUGAGCCACUGGGGAGGGCGAGGAACCUCCCAGGGCCAGGCGUUGGCCGACCACAGAGCUAGGAAGAGAGAGCGACGCCCCGUCUUCGGCCAAAGAGAUUGUCAAUGGCCGACUUCCGUUUUGUACCGGAAAACCAGGCUGCGCGUCUCUCUAGCCUCUUGCUCGACUGUGGUCCGGUCUGUCGCCAUGGUGUCGCCGGGUGAGGAAGUUAUUUCCGGUGCCACAGAAAUAAAGGCCGGGUGGGGGGACGGUGACCUCGGAACGAGGCCCUCUUAAUCGGGAGGGAGGGAUUCCUUCUGAGUAAGGCGAAGACUUGCGAUGGUCUUCGAUCUAUUUAUUUGCAGGCCGCCGUUCUGCCCGCCAGCCGUAGCCUGCAUGGCCAAUCAGGAUGGUCACAGGCUCGCCCUGCCUGCUUUGAAACUGAUUUUGAAAUCUCUUCCGUCAUCAAAGGGUUAUUAUUUACAAAGACUGGGAAACAAGUUUUGAGGCGGGGAGGGGGAAGUGUCUGCGAUUUGUUACCAGAAAACGAGGGGUCCACACCAAGUUCAGCAUCAGUUUCUCUUUUUCUCCCCCCUCCCCUGCUCUCAAGUGGAGAUGGGGAACCUGCAGCCCUGCAGACUCCCAAUUCCCAUCAGCGCCAGCCAGCAGGGUUGGUGGUCUGCAGUGAUGGGAACUAGUUCAGGGACAUCUGGAGGACCACAGGUUCACCACCUUUGAUCUAGGGCUUCCCAUCACCUCAUAUAUUGAUGCUGUAGUUUAUGCUGUUGGAAGUCUUACGGGUGUGGGGGCUCUGGUAGCACGUCAAAAGGUGUUGGUGCUGGGGAACUGUUAGACGCUGAACCUUGAAUCAUUCCCUAACUCAUGCAUUGAAAAAUUCUUGAAAACAAUUCUUUGACUGUAGGGAUUAGAGUGCUGUGUUGUUGCAGGUGAAGUUGCUGCUUUGGUCUUGGUGGCAGUUCUUUGGGGAGGAACCAAUCCAUUUUUGAAAAGAGGAACUGAGGGUCUGGAGCGAGUGAAGAGAGAGAGCAGAACUCUACAGCUGCUGGCAGAAAUUAAAUUCCUUUGCCUCAAUUAUAAGGUAUUGUUGCACACCACUCCAAUCUCUAAGUGGUGUUAGAUUCCCAGGGGGUCCAGGUGCUUACCCAGGGUUCGUGUUUCGUUUUGGAAAUGAGGCACCGCAGAGACUCUGGUGUCUAUGAUGCCUGGUCUCUUUACACGUAUAUACAACCUAAGCCUAUGAUGGAGGGAUUCACAGCAUCAAUAGCCCGAGAGGGCUUUUCCCACAGCAACAGCCUUGGACUCAAGCAGAAAUAAAAUGUACUUAUUUAUUCAAGAGAUUUGUAUGUUGCCUUUCAUAAAAUGGUAUCAUAAGGCAAUUCAAGGUACAAUUUAAAACACGGUACAAUAAACUACAGUAAAUGCAUGUGUAGUAAAAUAGAUGGUGGUUCAAAAGAUUACUAAAACAUUGCAAUCAUAAAACAACAAAGUAGACAAAUUUUCUAGCAACACAAAAAUUUAAAACAUCAGAUCUUUAAAUGCCUGAGAGUAAAAAUGUUUUAACUUGGUACAUAAGAUAGUAAAGUAAACAUGAAGCAAGGGAGGGUGCUUCACAGCUGAGGCACCACAGAUGAAAAAGCUCACUGUUGUUACCACCUGUCAGGUUUCUGAUGUGGGGGAACACUGCAGAGAACUACUGGGUGGGAUGCUACUUGCUUUUGGAGGUGACAUGAGAGUAGGUGGUUCUUAGGAUGCCUAGAUCCUAAGCCAUUCAUCCUCAGCCUGCAGCCCUCCAGGUGUUUUGGCCUACAACCCCCAUGAUCCCUAGCUAACAGGACCAGUGGUCAGGGAUGAUGAGAAUUGUAGUCCAAAACAUCUGGAGGGCCGAAGGUUGGGGAUGCCUGUCCUAAGCUGUAAAGGGCUUUAAAGGUUGAAACUAGCACCUUGCAUUGGGCUGGUAAGGAACUGGUAGCCAGUGAAGAACUUUCAGAAUUGAUAUACCGUACUUUGUUUCCAGUGACUCAUUCCAGUUAAAAUUGUAUUUGCCAUAUUUUGAAUCAGUUGCAGCUAUUAACAAAAAUAGCCCCAAUUACAACACAUUACAGCAGACCAUUGUUCUUCAAUCUUGGUUCCCCAGAAGUUAGACUACAACUCCCAUCAGCCCUCACUAUUUAUUAAGUGGGCUGCAGAACUGUAGGUCAGCAACAGCUGGGGAACCAUGUAUGAAGAACACUGCAGUAGCCUGAAAUGGGGUAUUAGCAGCUAAGGUCUUUUCAGGAUCUCAUUGCAGCUCAUUGUCAUUUCAAAUCCAGUAAUCCUGGAGGUCUGACCAUGCUGUUAUUUUUCAUUUUUGCAGUACGUGGUGCCAUUUGUGCUCAACCAGUGUGGCUCUUUUGUCUACUAUCUUACUUUAGCAUCUACAGGUUGGUCCUUAAUUACUGCUUAUAGAGGAUGUGAGUGAUAUUUGGGGAAGAGAUGCAGACACUUCCAAGUCUUGAUUACUGUUUUGUGGCCCAGUUUCAAAUAGAACAUACUGCGAGUGGGGGGGGGGAGCCAUUUUUGAAUGCUCCCCUGUGUAAAAACACUAACAAACCUGCAAAGAGAGCCAACUCAACAAGAAGUGAGCUUGCUUAGAACCUGCUCAAUUUUUUGCUUGUUUACUGACAGAAUGCUUUUCACAAGGGGAGCAUUCAAAAACAACACCCCUCACCUACAGCCUGAAGUGGUAUCAUUCACUCUGUCACCUGCACAUUCUACCACUUCAUUCUGCUGCAUGUGUAGACAGAGCCAGAAUCACCGUGGCUUUUCUGUGUUUAUUGUGGGAUUGGGGCUCCUCCCACAUGCAGGUUUUUUUUUUUUUUUAAAGCAAUUUAUUGGGUUUUACAAUAAAAAUAAACAUAAUAAACAAUAUAACAUUUGUCUUAACAUAGUUUCACAUUUUCUUUGGACUUCCUCACAUCUCCCGCUCCCACUUUCAUCGUUAUAACAUUUUAUCAGCAAUUUAUCAUCUUAUUUAAAUUCUUAUAUCCCUUCUAUAUUUCAUAAUCUUAUAAUUCUCGAAAGGAGUUAAGUUUUCACAAUCUUACUUGUUUUCUUGAAAAUUCUAAAUUUAGUGGUGCUCAGUUGUUUUAGUCUAGCAUCUUAUUUAGCAUUCACUCAAAUUACAAUGUUUUUGUAGAUAAUUCUUAAAUUUCUUCCAAUCCUCCUCUAUCCUCUCUUCUCCCAGGUCACGAAUUCUGCCGGUCAUUUCAGCCAGUUCCAUGUAGUCUAUCAGUUGCAUCUGCCAUUCUUCCAGUGUGGGUAGAUCUUGAGUUUUCCAGUAUUUUGCGAGAAGUAUCCUUGCUGCUGUUGUUGCAUACAUAAAAAAUGUCUGGUCCGUCCUUGCCACCCCUUGGCCGACAAUACCCAAAAGGAAAGCCUCUGGUUUCUUAGUGAAGGUAUAUUUAAAUACCUUUUUCAAUUCAUUAUAAAUCAUUUCCCAGAACGCCUUCACUUUAGGGCAAGUCCACCAGAGGUGGAAAAUAGUUCCCUCACACUCUUUGCAUUUCCAACACUUAUUGUCAGACAGGUGGUAAAUUUUUGCAAGUUUGACUGGGGUCAUAUACCAUCUAUAAAUCAUUUUCAUUACAUUCUCUUUCAAAGCGUUACAUGCAGUAAAUUUCAAUCCAUUACUCCACAACCUUUCCCAGUCCUCAAACAUAAUAUUAUACCCAAUGUCCUGUGCCCACCUUAUCAUAGCCGAUUUAACCGUUUCAUCUUGUGUAUUCCAUUCUAACAGCAAGUUAUACAUCCUUGAUAGUACCUUAAUCUUUGGUUCUAACAAUUCUGUUUCUAGUUUCGAUUUCUCCACCUGGAACCCUAAUUUCUUAUCAUUUUUAAAAACUUCUUUAAUCUGAGCGUAAUGUAACCAAUCUCGCACUUUGUCUUUCAUUUUCUCCAAACUCUGCAAUUUCCAAUUGUCUCCAUCCUUUUCUAGUAUUUCCCAGUAUUUUGGCCAUUUAGCCUCCAUAUUGGGUCUUUUCGGGCCUUAGCUUCUAGUGGUGAAAGCCACCUGGGAGUUUUAUUUUCCAGCAAGUCUUUAUAUUUUGUCCAGACAUUAAACAGUGAUUUUCUGACAAUAUGGUUCUUAAAGGCCUUAUUUGCUUUAACCUUGUCAUACCAUAAAUAUGCAUGCCAUCCAAAAACAUUAUUAAACCUUUCCAGGUCCAACACAUCAGUGUCUUCAAGGAGUAGCCAAUCUUUUAGCCAGCAGAACGCUGCGGCUUCAUAAUACAACUUUAAGUCUGGCAGGGCAAAGCCCCCUCUUUGUUUUGCAUCAGUUAAUAUCUUAAACUUAAUUCUGGGCUUUUUGCCCUGCCAGACAAACUUAGAAAUAUCUCUCUGCCACUUCUGAAAGCACUCCGUUUGUCCAAAACCUGAAGUGUUUGAAAUAAAAACAACAUCCUUGGCAAUACAUUCAUCUUAAUAGCAGCAAUUCGGCCUAACAAAGAAAGUUUCAAUUUUGACCAACUAUCUAAGUCUCUCUUAAUUUCUGUCCAGCAUUUUUCAUAGUUGUCCUUAAAUAGACUUAGAAUUUUGCUGUUAUAUUUACCCCUAGGUAUUUUACUUUUUAACCACAUUAAGUUCCGUCUCAUUCUGAAACCGUUCUGACUCUGUAUCUGUCAAAUUUUUCCCCAAAACCUUGGUUUUCUGUUUAUUUAAUUUAAAUCCAGCCACCCGACCAAAGUCAUUAAUCAGUUGUAAUACUCUUUUCGUACUGGGCUCUGGCUUCUGCAGGGUCAAACACAUGCAGGUUUUUUUUUUGUUUUUUUUGCAGUGUCCACAUGACAUUUCUGGCACAAACACCAGCACAUUUUUCAUGCAUAUAACCUGGAUUUACUUUUUUUAUAGUAACUCUGUUAAGUGUAAAAACCCUAAAACCUGUUGCUUUAUUAAGCCCCACAUCUCUGCAAUCUCCUUCACUUACUCAAGGGACUGCACUAUCAUAGGUCAGUCUGAAAGUAUCUUCCCUGCAGGCACUUUCCUGCUUGAGGAUGGAUUGUUCCCAUCACAGAGCCAUUUCAUAUUUGUUUGAUUAGAUCAAAUGUUUCAAUGGUAACUCUUUCCCUCUUCCAUUUCAGACCUGACCUUGGCUGUACCUCUUUGUAACUCUCUGGCUCUGAUGUUCACAUUAGCAACAGGGAAGGUUCUUGGAGAAGACAUUGGCGGUGCAAGUAGGUCUCUCUUUUCCUGAGCAGAUGCCAACCCUGUCCGCUCCAGCUGUGCCCUUCUUCAUAGAGAGCUAACAGGAUUUGCAUAUAAUCCUGUUAUAUGCACCUCUCUUCCAUGAGCAAGUUUCAUUGAAGUGGAUAGCAACAGGGAGCACUUUCAGAGCUUUUGCUUAUUUUUCCAAAUUUUUUUUCUUUAGGGGCAGCACUGGGAAUGUUACUGACAGCUUUGGGAGUUGCACUCUGCAUAGCUGGGUCUGUACAUGAGAAGUCAUGAGAACCGUAUUGGAAGAAGGACAGAAUUUGUGGAAGGCAACAGUUCUCCAUGCUAAUGCUGGCUCUGCUUGUAGGACACACACACAGCAUUUUUGGAGGCACCCAGUGGACUCCGCACAAGCUUAGAGCUGUCAAGGCCUGAAGGGAAAGCAUUGUCUUCCUUAAUCUUUAGCCCCACUGGUUGGCGGCGGGCCCUGGGUGGAAUGACUUGGCAUUGGGAUGCUCCUGCCAGCCUGUCCACAGCAGAACCCUUGAGAGUUCUGGGGGUGCCUUCACAUUAGUGGUGCAAUAAGGAGCAUUUUCAACUUGGGCAGGGUUUGUGCUCAAAAGAGCAAUUUUCUGCAAAGGUGAACUAAAAGUGCAGAAAUUGAGGAAGACAAUGGAAGUGCUGAACUGUAAAGCCCCAAACAGCAUCAUCUGAAGGACUGCUUAGGGCUAUGUGAAGUUGCCUAAGCACUGAAAUUGGCUUUGGCAGUCCUGCUCUCUGGCCCAUAAUUAGUUAAGAUCAGAAGGGCAUGCAGAAAGACUAGGCUGGAGGACAAUGUGUUGGGAAAGUCUGGUCUAGGCUAAUGCCUAGAUUUUUUUCUGUAGAUUUACUCUUUGAUGCUUAUUUUAAUUGCUUCUUAAUCAUAGUAUAAGCCACCAUAGAAAGUUGUUACCUGGACAGGUGAUGUGUAAAUGAUUGUAAACAAAUAAAAACAAUACUGCAUUUGAGUAUGUGCAGAGUGGCUUUUCCCUGCCACUGUGCAGCCACAGCUCCGUACCCACCCAAGCUACUGGAAUGACAGCGCAGGCUUCUAGGCCAUCUUGAGUUCCAGCACUAAAUAAAAAUAAAUGAAAUAAACCCCUAAUGACUCUGGGCAAAGCAUAAAUCUUGUGUUGGCUGCAUUUGCAAAGUUUCAUGUGUGGACAGCUAUACCCUCUUCUUUGGAAACUCCCUGGUUUUUUCAAUGAACUCAAGAAAGAGUAAUUAGUUGUACACAUGUGAGACUUGCAACAGAGUGUUGCAGUGGUUGGGUUUUUUUUUAUAAAUAAAGAUUUUCUUGUUUUACAUAAGUGUGUGCAUUGCUUCUUUUUUCCGGUUGUAAAGUCUUUUCUACAGAUUGGUUACAUUUGAUAUGAGACAUCAGUGUUGUAUACAGU
Podarcis lilfordi (Lilford's wall lizard) is the source of this 6922-nucleotide messenger RNA. The record is from the annotation of a GenBank genome assembly. Lineage: Eukaryota; Metazoa; Chordata; Lepidosauria; Squamata; Lacertidae.